Messenger RNA from Peromyscus eremicus (cactus mouse), 1165 nucleotides. RefSeq names its product cripto, EGF-CFC family member (gene Cripto). The record is from RefSeq and is a predicted model, not a curated record. The transcript is spliced from 6 exons. Bases 284 to 832 code for a protein of 182 amino acids. Lineage: Eukaryota; Metazoa; Chordata; Mammalia; Rodentia; Cricetidae.
AGGAAGAUCUCUCGGAAGUCCUUUCUCAAGGUCAAAGCGUUCUGUAGGAGGGAGAGGCCCCAUCCCCCCCCCCCAGUCUGCUUGGAGGCCUUGGCUGUUGACUGCCCUAAGAUUCUCUGGGACGGGCGCACUUCUCAUCUGGGAUAUCUUUCUUUCUAAUUUACUAUUUUUCACUUCGGGAAAUUAACCUUUGGGUGUUUGGGGAAUUACUUUCUAAAUUAAAGCCAUUUGCUAGUACUGUUUUCCUUGUAUUUUUCUCCAACAUUUUUACGACCCGUGGAAGAUGGCGCACUUCUCGUCCAGUCUGGUUUUACUUGUGGUCGUUUCCAGUGCGUUUGAAUCUGGACUCAUUGCUGGGUUGGGCCACCGUGAGCCGGCUAUUCCAUCUCCGAGAGACCUGGCCAUCAGAGAUAACAGCCUUCGGAACCAGGAAGAACCUGCAUUCCGAUCUCGCUCUUUCCAGUUUGUGCCUCCCAUGGGGAUAGAGAACAGUAAGUUGCUUAAUAAAACUUGCUGCCUGAAUGGAGGGACCUGUAUCCUGGGGUCCUUCUGUGCCUGUCCACCUUCCUUCUAUGGACGCAACUGUGAACGUGAUGUACGAAGAGAGCACUGUGGGUCUGUCCUCCAUGGCACCUGGCUGCCCAAGAAGUGUUCCCUGUGCAGGUGUUGGCAAGGCCAGCUCCACUGUUUUCCUCAGACCUUUUUACCUGGCUGUGGUGGUCAUGUGAUGGACAGUGAUCUCCCAGCAUCCAGGACUCCAGGACGAGCACCGUCUGUGCUGACUACUUUCAUACUGGCUGGCAUUUGCCUUUUUCUGGAAAUGAAAGUGUAGCUGUCUGUCAUAUGAACUCAAUGCCAGUAUCCUAACAAAAAUGAUCAUUUGUCUAUCAUUUGGAAGUAAUGCUCAUAUGAUCCCUGACACCCCCCUCAACACUAACUAGGCCUUACCUCUGCACAGCUCUGCUCCUUUCUGGCUGUGCUGGCAGUCAAAGCCAUAGCCUGUGUGUGCCAAGCAUUCUAACAUUGAGCUAUCCCAGCCUAAAAGCCACUCUACUUAAGAACUGUACUACAUGGCCAUAUCCUGGUUUGUUUUUUUUUAAUUUAUUUCAUUUUUAUUUUAUGUGCAUUGGUGUUUUGCGUGCCUGAGGGUAUCUGUCCCCUGGAA